Messenger RNA from Tympanuchus pallidicinctus (lesser prairie-chicken), 2552 nucleotides. RefSeq lists its product as uncharacterized. Lineage: Eukaryota; Metazoa; Chordata; Aves; Galliformes; Phasianidae. The record is from RefSeq and is a predicted model, not a curated record.
AGAUAAAGAGCCACUGAUAACGUCGAGAUCAAUCUCUCCUGUGUUGUUAUCUGUGUGUCUUUUGCUAUUUACAGCUAUUUCUCCUGGAGAGGGCAUAACAGACAGCGACCUAUGGCAUGGUCAUGAAGAAUAUACAGGAAUGAUGGGACCAGUGAACAACUUAACUUUGCUGACCGUAGUGUUACGUGAAAAUAGACCAUAUGACAGAAGUGAAUGGGGAUGGGAUAAUGUCACCAGAUCUCCACGAAUUUGGGGUAAACUUGGGCAAAACAUAGAAGUAAAAUGUUGGAUGGUAAAUGGAUCUCAAUACAAGAAGGCUACUCAAAUUUCAAAAACAGAUAUUAUAUCAGGCGUAAGGGAUCGCAAAUCCUGUGUUACUGAACAGGGAGAUUGUCAGUAUAAUUUCACCCUAACCCAACCUGUGAUGAUAACAUGCCUUUGGACACAAGACACCCUAGGACGAUCUUUUAAAUUUAGGGUGGAUCUCUUUAAUCAACAUACAACUGAUGUCCCAUAUAUAACUCCCACUAGGAGACUGAAGGGUGUUAUCUCUCCACAAAUUUAUCAAAUUGGACCGUACGUUAUAAAGAAUACAGGUCAGCAACAGGUAAUCUUUAAUCCAACAUGGUCCCUUAAACGAGUGAUGUUAUUAUUGCAAACUAAUGUUUCAGCUAUCAAACCAGAUUGUGCAUUGUUUUUAGGCAUGUCAUAUGCUGGAUGGUCAGCAUGGCUUCAUCGACAGUCAUUUGAUACAACUAGAAGAAUAAGAAGAGAUGUUUCCGGUAUUCUGGGAACAGGUUUAGGAGUCUUAAAUGGUGUAGACACUGAAAUACUCAUGAGUAAAUUGAAUACCAUUACAAGUAACAUACAUAAACUACAACAUCCUCUACAGUCAUCCCUAUCGGCUCUAGGAACAAGUCAAUGGCUUUUAUCAGAUGUAUUACCGCAAUGGGAAAGGAUAGAUAGAAAAGAUCAUCAGCUGAUUAUGGAUGCGCUUUCAGCAGUCCAAGGUAACACCUCUUUAGCCCUCAGUUGCAUCCAGGCCCAGAUGUGGAUGCAAUUUAUAGCAGCAACAAUCGUGAGAGAAGGUGAGGAUGGCACUAUACCCACUGAAAUUAGAAAAGUAAUUUGGGACAAUGCAAAUAGAUUUGAAAGGAAGUUUCAAUCAUGGUGGCAUUUAGUUAACUUCACCUAUGACCCUGUCACCAAUUAUGCCAUGGCUUUCGUUUUGACGAUAAGUAAUGCUUCAGCAUACACGAUAUAUCCAAUCGUAGCUCUAGGAUUAAAUCAUGAUGAGACUACUCUGUAUCCAAUUGAACAUCGGAUAUGGGCUCUUCAAAAGAAUGAGAAAUGGCAAACUGUGGACGUUAGCUCAUGUGCCAUGCGAGAACAACGAGGAUUUAUUUGUGAAAGUAAUAUAUUUGAGACUCAAGAUAUCUGUCUUGACACUGAACAAAAUAUUUGUCACUUUGAGGUCCAACCUGGUAGGAUGUUCAAAUCAAUGCUUGUAUAUAUUGGAAAAGGAUGUGCUUGCAUCAGAACUCAUUGCAAUUCCAUACAAAUAGGGGAUAUGAUUGUGGAUACUACCAAUCAUUCAAAUCUUUGUGUUUGUAAUUUUAUUAACAUUUUAGGAUGUGAUUUUAACUAUACAGUUCCUAUUAUUUCAUAUCAGCUUCUGCAGUCCAACUACACUCUGAUCAAAGAUUUGCGUCCAGCGCUAAUUGGAAUGAAUCUCGCCUUAGUAAGGAAGCUUCUACAACAUGAUGAUCUGCAUCGACUAUUAAAUCGCAUCAAAGAUAACGGACAAAAGACCUUGAUCACCAUCCAUCAUGACGUGAAAGAGAUACAUCGUGUCUUGGAGAGAGUAAUGAAGGCUGGAGAACAUCACUGGUGGGAGGUUCUUUUUGGUUGGUCUCCCACAGCAACGGGAAUGUUUAACUUUAUACUGCAUCCGGUAGUUGUUAUAUUAGGUUUAAUAUUAUUGUGCUUAGUUCUUAUAGUUAUAUUAUAUAAAGACAUGGCGCUUGUUAAAGCAAGUGUCCCAGCUUGAUUUAGUGUUAAAUAGGGAUACACUGCAUCGUUUCUUGUAAGACUUAUCUUAAGGCUAAUAGAUGGUUGUAACGUUAAGGUAGAAUUUAUAUAAGAUUUUAAGAUAUAAGAUUUUAAGAUUUUAGGAUUAUUAAGUUAAAUAGGUUGUUAUUAAGUUGAUAGAUUAUAGGCUAUUAGGAUAGGAUGUUUUGCGAAUCGGGUUGUAACGGGGCAAGGCUUAACCGAGAGGACAAUGGCAUGUAUAGGCGCAAAGCGGGGAUUUCGGGGUGUACGCGGUUAGGGUCCUCUCGAGUUGUAGUAUACUUUUUUGAGCAUGGAGAGGGGGAGAUGUUGUCAGCAACUGCGAAAUUGCGAGACCCCCCCGCGGGGUCUGAUGUGCUAAGCUCCCUCCCUGCUCUAAUGAUUGAUGUGUGAUGUAGGCCCCUAGGGGCGUAGACGAAGUAAUUAAGCUAUAUAAGGUAGUUAAUACGGGUAAUAAACGCCAUUUUACUGCUCAUCAUAUU